Messenger RNA from Paramecium pentaurelia, 312 nucleotides. The record is from the annotation of a GenBank genome assembly. Lineage: Eukaryota; Ciliophora; Oligohymenophorea; Peniculida; Parameciidae.
AUGAAAAUAAAAUAAGAACUAUCACUUAGUUAGAUAAGCUAAGAAUUUAUUAAAAAAAUCAAAUAUUAAAAUCCAAAACAGCUGUUAAAUUAAAUAGCCAAAUUAAUAUUAAUGGAAAUAUCUAUCAAGUUACAAUUAAUAAUAAUUUAAUUCUAAAAGAACCACUAAAAAAAUGUAAUUAAAUUCUAAAUUUCAGGGAUAAUCAUUAAUUAUUCAAACAAAAUAGUAACACUAUUUUAUAGUUUACAAAAAUUAAGAACAGAAAUUUAAAUAAUCUGGAAAUUCUUAAUCUUUAAAGUAAUAAAAAAGUGA